Messenger RNA from Heterostelium album PN500, 570 nucleotides. RefSeq lists its product as uncharacterized. The record is from RefSeq and is a predicted model, not a curated record. Gene Ontology annotation, cellular component: histone acetyltransferase complex. Gene Ontology annotation, molecular function: histone H3 acetyltransferase activity; protein binding. Gene Ontology annotation, biological process: positive regulation of transcription by RNA polymerase II; chromatin remodeling. Bases 1 to 570 code for a protein of 189 amino acids. The transcript is spliced from 3 exons. Lineage: Eukaryota; Evosea; Eumycetozoa; Acytosteliales; Acytosteliaceae.
AUGCAAUCAACGGAUUUGAACAACUUUUUAAAUACAGAUGAUCAAAGUGUAAAUAUAAUAACAGAUUCAAUAACAUCUGAUAUCAAUAGUAAUAAUAGUUUAUCAAAAGAGUUUCAUGUACCUAUAAUACAACCUGUUACAACCAAACAACCUUUAUUAGGUCCUGAAGGUGGAAUUGAAAAUCAACCAGCACAAGCAGUAACAUCGGCAUGGAAAGAGAAGGAAUUGGGCAUCUUGCGAUUCGAAGUGAUAACAAACGAUAGUUCACUGCGAAAUCUAGAGUUGCUAAUGAAUCUAAAGAAUUCACAUCCAGAGGCGUGGCCAUUCCUGCAGCCCGUCUCCAUAGACGUGGCACCAAACUACUACGAGGUCAUCAAAGAUCCAGUCGAUAUCUCAAAGGUGGAACAACGACUCUCUACUGGCACCUACUACAUCACCAAAUACAUGUUCAUAGCAGAUCUCAAGAGAAUGUGUGAGAACUGUCGGCAGUUCAACGGUGAAGGUUCCUACUUCCACAUAGCCAACAGACUUGAACAAUUUAUAAUACAACAAUGUCAAUCACUACCUUAA